UGGAACGGAUGGACUAGCACCGUCUGCAUCGGCAGCUGCGAGCGGGAGAAGGGGAAAAAGAACCGCAUUCCGUUUUUUGGAUAAAAAACUAAGGUUUUCAAAAAAAUCUACCAAGAAGGAGGAUUACAACACCACUCCGGUAGUAUCCAAGCUGGACCUCGUGAAACGAAUCAAAGGCACCAGCUGACUGGGCCACAGGGAAUGGAGGGAACUGGUCUGGUCUGAGCUGAGCCUGUUGGCCCCAUUCCUGGAGAGAGGACUGCGCCCCCUGGUGGAGACGUUGCGACAAAAGCAGGAAGUGGAGACCAUGUUCUCACUCUGCCUGCCAACCCACCCUCUUUAGCCACCUGCACCCCCUGUCCCGGGACUUAAAAAAAUUAUUCAUUCCCAGGUUAAGACUUUCUGAAAUUUAGAUUUAUUCCCCUGCAUUCUAGAGAGCUGGAAUAGAGGAUCAGGCUUGGCUUAUAAACAGAGAGAGGGGAAAGCCACACCACGCCCCCUCGGCCCUCCCUUUCCUUAACUCGCUCUUUACUCCAUCAGACGCCCCCCAAUGGAGAGGCUAAGAAGGGAGUCAGGGUAAAGGUCAAAGGCCAGAGGUCAGAGAGCGCGCUGAGCCGGCAGAGUUUUGGGAUUGGAUCCUGUGAGGUGUUAACUCCCCAACCCCCCCAUCCCCAGACAACACCCUACCCCACCCCCACCCUACCACCACCACCCCCUGGAUUAUUCUUCAUUUAUGAGGCUGAACAUUAUCGGCUAGACCGGACAGAUAAUAGAGAAGGAAGUGCGGAGGAUAACCAGCAGCAGGAGAGGGAGCGGGUCGGGUCGGAAGAUGAGCAGGCGGUCAGCGGGGGGCCCGCUGUGGCCGCUGGUUCUGGCGGGUCUGGUGGCGGCAGCGGCAGCGCUGGAGUUCUCCGGGACCCCGGGCCAGUGGGCGCGGUACGGCCGCUGGGACGCCGGCUCCGGCGGGGAGCUCAGCUUCAGCAUGAAGACCAACGUCAGCAGGGCGCUGGUGCUGUACCUGGAUGACGGCGGGAACUGCGACUUCCUGGAGCUGCUGAUCGCCGGCGGCCGCCUGCAGCUACGCUUUGCCAUCCACUGCGCCGAGCCCGCCACCCUGCACAUGGAGACGCCGGUCAGCGACGAGCGCUGGCACAUGGUGCUGCUCACCCGCAACUACCGCGAGACCGCGCUGCUGGUGGACAGCGAGGCCAAGGUGGCGGAGGUCAAGUCCAAGCGGCGGGAGAUGGCGGUGGUGAGCGACCUGUUUGUGGGCGGUAUCCCGCCCGACGUGCGCCUCUCCGCCCUCACCUCCAGCACCGUCAAGUACGAGCCGCCCUACCUGGGCCUGAUCGCCAACCUGAAGGUGGGGGAGACCCCGCCCACCCUGCUCAACAGCCAGGGCGUCCAGAGCGACCUGGACUACCUGUGCACCAAGCAGAACCCCUGCCUGAACGGAGGCUUCUGCUCCGUCCAGCAGGGGGAGGUGCACUGCGACUGCUCCCUCACCCACUUCCAGGGGAAGUACUGCAGCGAAGCAGAGGAGCGUGUGGUUGAAGGUCUGGCGCACCUGAUGCUAAACAGCCAAGGUGACUCAUCACAGACUGGAAAGGAGGAGUCGGUGGCCACCUUCAAGGGAAACGAGUUCUUCUGCUACGACCUGUCGCUGACGCCCAUCCAGAGCAGCACGGACGAGAUCACCCUCUCCUUCCGCACCCUGCAGCGCAACGGCCUCAUGCUGCACACGGGCAAGUCGGCCGACUACGUCAACCUGUCGCUGAAGAGCGGCGCCGUCUGGCUGGUCAUCAACCUGGGCUCGGGGGCCUUCGAGGCGCUGGUGGAGCCCGUCAACGGCAAGUUCAACGACAACACCUGGCACGACGUGCGCGUCACCCGCAACCUGCGCCAGCACGCAGGAAUUGGACACGCUAUGGUCACCAUUUCGGUGGACGGGAUUUUGACCACCACGGGGUACACCCAGGAGGACUACACCAUGCUGGGCUCGGACGACUUCUUCUACAUCGGGGGGAGCCCCAACACAGCCGACCUGCCCGGGUCCCCCGUCAGCAACAACUUCAUGGGCUGCCUAAAAGACGUGGUGUACAAGAACAACGACUUCAAGCUGGAGCUGUCCCGGCUGGCCAUCGAGCGCGACCCGAAGAUCAGCCUGCACGGGGACCUGGUGUUCCGCUGCGAGGACGUGGCGGCCCUCGAUCCCGUCACCUUCGAGACGCCCGAGUCCUACAUCGCCCUGCCUCGCUGGAACACCAAGAAGACGGGCUCCAUCUCCUUCGACUUCCGCACCACCGAGCCCAGCGGCCUGCUGCUCUUCAGCCAUGGCCGGCUGCCGGGGCCCAAGGAGCAGCGGCCCGACAGGCAGCCCAAGGCCGACUACUUCGCCAUCGAGCUGCUGGACGGCUUCCUCUACCUGCUCAUGGACAUGGGCUCCGGCAGCAUCAAGAUGAAGGCCAGCAACAAGAAGGUCAACGAUGGGGAGUGGUGCCAUGUGGACUUCCAGAGGGAAGGCCGCAAAGGCUCCAUCUCGGUGAACAGCCGCAGCACCCCCUUCUUCUCCAAUGAGGGCAGCGAGAUCCUGGACCUGGACAGCGAUAUGUUCCUGGGGGGCCUGCCGGAGUCGCGGUCCGACCUGGUGAUGCCGCCCGAGGUGUGGACGGCACUGCUCAACUACGGCUACGUGGGCUGCGUGCGCGACCUCUUCAUCGACGGGAAGAGCCGCGACGUGCGGCGGCUGGCCGAGAUGCAGAGCGCCGCCAGCGUUAGCAGCUUCUGCACCCGCGAGCUGCAGAAGAAGUGCGCCAGCGCCCCCUGUGGCAACCGCGGGCAGUGCAGGGAGGGAUGGAACCGCUACAUCUGCGACUGCACCGGCACCGGUUAUCUGGGCCAGAACUGCGAGACCGAGGCCACGGUGCUGAGCUACGAUGGCAGUAUGUACCUGAAGAUCAUCAUGCCGGCCACCAUGCACACGGAGGCCGAGGACGUGGCGCUGCGCUUCAUGUCCCAGAGGGCCUAUGGCCUUCUCAUGGCCACCACCUCCAAGGAGUCCGCCGACACCCUGCGUCUGGAGCUCGACAGCGGGAGGGUCAAACUCACCGUCAAUCUAGACUGUAUCAGGAUAGACUGUAACCUCAGUAAGGGACCGGAGACGGUGUUCGCAGGACAGAAGCUGAACGACAACGAGUGGCACGCAGUGAAGGUGGUGCGCCGCGGGAAGAGCCUGCAGCUCUCUGUGGACAACGUGACCGUGGAAGGCCAGAUGACGGGAGCUCACACGCGGCUGGAGUUCCACAACAUCGAGACGGGUAUCAUGACGGAGCGCCGCUUCAUCUCGGUGGUGCCCUCCAACUUCAUCGGCCACCUGCAGGGCCUGUCGGUCAACGGCGUGCCCUACCUGGACCAGUGCAAGAACGGGGACAUCUCCUACUGCGAGCUCAACGCCCGCUUUGGCAUGCGCAACAUCAUCGCCGACCCCGUCACCUUCCGGAACCGGGCCAGCUACCUGGCGCUAGCCACCUUGCAGGCCUACGCUUCCAUGCACCUGUUCUUCCAGUUCAAGACCACCAGCACCGACGGCCUGCUGCUCUUCAACAGCGGCGACGGCAGCGACUUCAUCGUGGUGGAGCUGGUCAAAGGGUACAUCCACUACGUGUUUGACCUGGGGAACGGCCCAUCGCUCAUGAAGGGUAACUCUGACAAGCAGUUGAAUGACAACCAGUGGCACAACGUGGUGGUUUCCCGGGACGCCAACAACGUGCACACACUAAAGAUCGACUCCCGCACUGUCACCCAGCACUCCAAUGGCGCCCGCAACCUGGAUCUCAAAGGAGAGCUGUACAUCGGGGGAGUGGGGAAGAGCAUGUACAACAGCCUGCCCAAGCUCAUCGCGUCCCGGGAUGGCUACCAGGGCUGCCUGGCCUCGGUGGACCUGAACGGCAGAUUGCCGGACCUGAUCGCAGACGCCCUCCACAGGGUGGGGCAGGUGGAGAGGGGCUGUGACGGCCCCAGCACGACCUGUACAGAGGACUCCUGCUACAAUCUGGGGGUGUGUCUGCAGCAGUGGGAGGGCUUCUCCUGCGACUGUACCAUGACGUCCUACGGGGGUGCUUUCUGCAGUGACCCUGGGACCACAUACAUAUUCGGGAGAGGAGGAGCCCUCAUCACCUACACCUGGCCCCCGAACGACCGGCCGAGCACAAGGGCAGACCGGCUGGCGGUGGGCUUCAGCACGCAGCUGCGAGAGGCCAUCCUGGUGCGGGUGGAGAGUGCCUCAGGACUGGGAGACUACCUGCAGCUGCACAUAGAACGGGGAAAGAUCGGGGUGAUCUUCAACGUGGGGACGGAUGACAUCACCAUCGAGGAGCACGGCGUGAUGGUGAGCGACGGGAAGUACCAUGUGGUGCGCUUCACACGCAGCGGUGGCAAUGCCACACUCCAGGUGGACAACCAGCCCGUCAUUGAGCGCUACCCCAUAGGGAACUUUGAUAAUGAACGGCUGGCUAUUGCUAGACAGAGAAUCCCGUACAGAAUUGGUCGGGUAGUUGACGAAUGGCUACUCGACAAAGGGAGGCAGCUGACCAUCUUCAAUAGCCAGGCAUCGAUUAAAAUUGGGGGUCAGGACAGAGGCAGGCCGUUCCAGGGUCAGAUUUCUGGGCUCUACUACAACGGGCUGCAGGUGCUGAAGCUGGCGGCCGAGGGGGACCCCAACGUGCAGGUGGAGGGGAACCUGCGGCUGGUGGGGGACGUGCCCUCUGUCCUCACCACGGAAACCACCUCCGCCACCCCCCUGGCAGACAUGUCCACCACCAUCAUGGAGACCACCACCACCAUGGCAACCACCACCACCCGCAAACAGCGCUCGCCCACCAUGAGGGACAGCAUCACACAGAACACCGAUGACCUGCUGGUGGCGUCGGCCGAGUGUCCCAGCGAUGACGAGGACUUAGAGGAGUGUGAGCCGGGAACCGGAGGUGAAUUAGUGUUGCCCAUAAUUACAGUGGACUCCCUAGACCCCCCGUCCAUCGCCACCCGCUACCCCGUAAUCCCCCCUCCCCCCACCUUCCGCCCCUUCCUCACCCUGCUCGAGACCACCAAAGAGUCCCUGACGCUGGCCAACGGCCGCCCCCCCUGCCCCCUGGACCAGGAGGACUGUGAGGACCCCAUUGAGGUGUCGGCCUACGGCUCGGGGGAGAUGACAGAGUCCGAUGACGAGGAUUAUUACAAAAACUCCCCCCUCGUCACCGACAGGACUGUCCUCCCGCCUCCCCCCCCUGCGGCGGAGGGUGGGGUCCUAAAUCCCCGCGACCGCCACUUCUCCAAGCCCCCCCAGUCCCACCACCCCCUGGCCCCCUCCGCCCCGACUGCCAACCCCGACCAGCUCCCCCGCCACAACCCCGGCGGGGGGGGACACAUCCCUGCGGGCAAAAUGAACACCCGCGAUCAGGUGCUCCUGCCGCCCGCCCCACCCUCCUCCGGCCCAGACCUCGGCGGGCGGCACCGGCACACGCCCGGAAUAACCCACCCCCCCAAUUUCCACCAUCUGCCCACAGCCAACCCCACGGCCCCGGAGAGGGGCCCCCCAGGCGCGGUGGAGGUGAUCCGGGAGUCCAGCAGCACCACGGGCAUGGUGGUGGGCAUCGUGGCAGCCGCCGCCCUCUGCAUCCUUAUCCUCCUCUACGCCAUGUACAAGUACCGCAACCGCGACGAGGGAUCCUAUCAGGUGGACCAGACCCGCAACUACAUCAGCAACUCCGCCUCCCAGAGCAACGGUGCCGUUGUCAAGGAGAAGCAGCCCGGCGCCACCAAAACCGCCACCAAGAACAAGAAGAACAAAGACAAGGAGUACUACGUGUGAGAGGAGCCGGUGGGGGGUGAGGCGGGGAGGGAGGGGAGAGGAGAAGAGGGGCAGAGGCCAGGGGAGAGGGCUUUUUUUUAGGGAAUUCACUCCCACUUCAUCUUCCCGCUGUGUUUCACACAAACGUCAGUCCAAGCCCUGCCGCUGGGGCCUCAUGUCUUCUUUCUUCACCUCCAGCGCUCGCUGGCCUUCGUCCUCUCCCCUAUCGGCUCGAGCACACAGACGAGCAGAGUUACAAGCCUUCUCUCUUUCUCUUUUCUCCUGCCAGUUCUCUCUCUGUCUCUCUCUCUCUCUCUCUCUCUCUCCCUCUCCCUCUCUCUCUCUCUCUCUCUCUCUCUCUCUCCUUCAUUUUUAACCAUCGUGUCUGUUUUCCUGUCCUUAACCCUUUGCUUUCCAUUUCUCUGUUCCAUUUGUUCCAUUGAUCUUGUCUUAUUUUUCCUCCUGGGGGUGCAGGAAAAAAACAUCCCCUGUCAUGCUAACCGCGUUAUGUAGCCCUGACAGUCUCCUCGGCAGUCGGUGAGCUCGGCGGCGUUUAGCAGGGGGAGUGCGUGGGUGGAUUUGUGGCCCUGGCCCGGUGCACCUCCUCCUCAUUAGUGCACAAAGCACGCAGCGGAGAGUCAUCCCGGGCGCUGAGACGGCUAACAGCCGAUCCGCACCGCGGUGCCAGCACCACAGAGCCUGCCGAAACGAGAGGGCGCCGGAGGCACCGCGACUGACCCCGGGCUCACAGCACACACACAAGCAGUGAUUGGCAACACAGACGGUACAAAAUACAGGGGAAAACUGCUAGCGAGGAGCGCUGGGAGCUGCUAACGGUCAGCAACGCCGACCUGCCAGCCAUCCAAUCCUGUCUCUAGCCAGCCCCUGCCCCCCUCCUCUCUGCCCUUCUUUCUUCGGCUUUUUCUCUCCUCCCACCUUCCUCCCCCCUCUGCAAGUCGUGUAGCUGUCUCUCUCUCUCUCUCCCCUGCGGUGGUCAGGUGCGAAUGCCGCAUUGUUCCAAGCAUGUGAUACUCAAAAAAAUCCCUUCCAGAGAGGAACGAGAACGUUACGAUCAACCGAAGCAUACGGGAAACAAGCAGCAACAAGAGGCCGCAGUUCGGAGGGACGGUCACACACCUCGUUUGCGUGAUUUUUUUGAUUUUUGCAUUUGUUUCUGCUUUGGUCGGUUUGAUCUCACUCGUGCGUUUUGGAGCAACACAAUAUCAACCUUUUGUGUUCAGGAGGAUAUCAGAUCUCAGCAUUCAGAACUACACUAUCAAAAUAAAAACCGUACUAUGGUGGAAGACAUUGCUCUAUAUAAAUAUAUAUAUAUAUAUGUAUAGACCUUUUGGAAAUCCCUGGACUCUACUGAACGCUAUGGGGAGAUUGAAUUGAAGAUGUGUGUGUGUAUAUGUGUGUGUGCAUGUGUAUGUGUGUGUGUGUGUGUGUGUCUGCAUAUCAGGAAACAAACAUCAAGAACAUGGUGAGCUUAUCAGACUUGCCCUGUCCCUUUCCAUACACACACAUACACACACACGCACACACACACACACACACGCACACACACACUCACACACACACACGCACACACGCACACACACACUCAGUGAAAGAUAGCAGCCAUUUUACUUGAUACCCCAUUGAAGGAGAAAAACAGAGGAACUGAAAACAAAAGGAUUUUUUUUUUUUGCGAGUUGAAAGUCUUUUUUUGGAGAAUGAGUUAUUGGUGUUUCAGUGGGGGAAGUUGCUCUUGUCAUGUCCAGAUGUUGUCUUGCCUCUUACAACAAAGUUGAGGACAACUUGGAGGGACAGAGGAAGAGAGGGAAACGUCUCUGGAACGUAAAAAACAGACGUGUUUCCUUCCGAAUCAAGCGGAACUCUAGUAUUUCAAUUUUCUUGACUCAUAAACAAAAACUGUUCCAUGAAAAGACAAAAAAAAGAAACAUUGAAAAAAGUUUGUGAAAUGUCUAGAUAUUUGACUCUCAUCCCAUUACUGAGAAUACUGUGUUUUCCCUGUUACGCUUCCUGUUUGAGAAAAAAAAAGAAGAAAAUAAGACUGGGAAACUGCAAUUUCUAUGUUCUUUUUCUUAAUUGAGCAAUUUGUGAUUUGGGUUAAAAAAAAAACACACACAUACAUUUACCUUAAAUGGUUUCCUCCUCUACAGUGAGGGAAGAGAUUCUCUCCUCGGCACCGAGCUCCCUUUGCCAUGGUGAUCUUUUCUGUGUGAUUAUUUCUGUUCGGGCUCGUACGGGACAUGACUGAUUGUAUGUAAUUCCACUGGCAGCCCUGAGCGGGGUCAUUUUCAUACUCCUCUCCCCUUUUUGUUAGGGAUAUUAUUUUUAAUGAUAUUAUUUAUACAGGAACCGACGUGGCCUGGUAUCGAGAGGGUAGCUGUACACGUUCACCUUCUUAUUUUAUCUUCAUUACAUUGAUUUUAUUGAUUUAUUUUUAUAUAUUUUAACAGACUGUGCAAACAUUGGCUGCUCCCAGUAUAUUCCUGUUCUUACUAAAUGUUAUUGUAAGUUGUUACUGUGAGAUGAAUCUAAUUAUGUGUACAUUAACA
Molecule: messenger RNA, 8409 nt
Organism: Megalops cyprinoides (Indo-Pacific tarpon)
Lineage: Eukaryota; Metazoa; Chordata; Actinopteri; Elopiformes; Megalopidae
Gene: nrxn2a
Product: neurexin 2a
Exons: 23
Coding region: 830-5866 (1678 amino acids)
Source: RefSeq, a predicted model, not a curated record